Messenger RNA from Cygnus atratus (black swan), 3777 nucleotides. Its product is annotated as chloride channel protein C-like. The transcript is spliced from 16 exons. NCBI's taxonomy places the organism in Eukaryota, Metazoa, Chordata, Aves, Anseriformes, Anatidae. Gene Ontology annotation, biological process: chloride transport; transmembrane transport. Gene Ontology annotation, cellular component: intracellular membrane-bounded organelle; membrane. Gene Ontology annotation, molecular function: voltage-gated chloride channel activity. The record is from RefSeq and is a predicted model, not a curated record. The coding region runs from base 330 to 2798 and encodes 822 amino acids.
AAAGGCCUUAUUGCUUAAACAUCACUGUCAUGUGAAGACUCAGUUAGGAACAGGUGCAAUAAUUAUGUUUCAGUGGACUACCUUAAGGUCUCUCUCUGCUUUGACUUCACCAGAGAGCUCCAGCUCAGACGAGUUUUCAUUGCUUCAAAGGUGCUGGGUCUGUGCAUAGCCACAGCAAACCAACCCCAAACACAAAACAUCUGAUCUCUGCGUCACAGCCUCUCCAUCCUCAUGGGCUUUUUCCAUUUCUCUCUCAGCCUCAGGGAGCCUGAUCUUCUUGGGCUCACGUUGUUCUUGUUGGCAUCCUAAAGAUUCUUGGAGCCACUGUCAUGUCAUCACUUUUUUCAUAUACGCGACAUGUGGAUGAUGGUGAAGAGGAGAUGUUAAUGGCAGAAGAUCAUGGGCCUGAUUUGAUUCAUCCUCAUGAUUUUAGGAGGCAAUGUAGCAGAAGUGAUUUAGCAUACAGUCACUGCAAGGAGGAUGAGAGAGAGCAGCUGGUAGCCCAUGAGAGUUUGGAUUAUUUGCCUUCACACAGUGGAGUUUAUAAGAAGUGGCUACAAGAGAAAGCAUACAGAAAAGAGUGGGAUCGAUGGCUGCUGAUGGGGCUAAUAGGAACAGCAGUUGGGAUGCUGGGGUUUUUGACUCAUCAGAUAAUUGACUCUCUCAUCACAUUGAAAUGGGACCUGGUGGAAAAUUACCUGAAGGAUGGCAACUUCCACCUGACGUGGGUGUGCAUGCUUGGCACCGGGCUGGCCAUGAUCCUUGUGUCCUCGAGCUCAGUGCUGUUCUUUUGUCCAGCAGGUUCACCGUCUGGCUUGCCAGAAAUCAUUGGGUAUUUGAACGGCACUUCUAUUCAGCAUCUUUUUAAUAUCAAGACCUUCCUAGGGACGUUUGUCUCAUGCGUGCUAGCUGUAGCAGCUGGGCUCUUCUGUGGGCCAGAAGGUCCCAUGGUCCAUUUGGGUGCUAUCCUGGGUUGUGGCCUGAGCCAGCUGCAGUCGGACACCCUUGGCAUCCACCUUCCGUUCUUCACCAGGUUCCGGAAUUCAGCUGACAAGCGCAGUUUCAUUACGGCUGGUGCGGGAGCAGGGAUAGCUUCAGUACUUCGUGCCCCCAUUGGUGGGCUGUUGUUCACCCUAGAGGAGGUGUCUUCCUUCUGGAACAUCAGGUUGGCCUGGCAAACCUUCUUUUGCUGCCUGAUGGCUACCUUCACCACGGAUUUGCUGUCCUCUUCUCUUUAUGGGUUUGUUUACAGAGGCCAUUUUGGAUUUUUUGAAGCAGAGAAAAGAAUUCUGUUUUGGGUUAAGAACUUGCUGGACAUGCACGUCUUGGCCUUCAUUCCAACCAUCCUGCUUGGAAUGCUUGGAGGUCUUCUGGGAGCUCUCUUUGUUUCCCUAAAUAUAAAAAUUAAUAAGUUACGUAUGCAGUUCUUUAAUUCAAUUCCAAAAUCAUCAGUUAGAAAAACAAGCAAGCUGUUGGAAACUGUGCUCAUCCUUGUAUGUACGACGACUGUUACUGUAUAUUUACCGUAUUUCUUUCCCUGCACUCCAGUCAUGAAUGUGAGAGACAACCAGCUGAGAAACAACUCAGAAAUCAGAAAUCUGUUCAAGAGGGAAAUUUCAGAAUAUGGUUGUUCACCAAGCACAUCAUGGAUUGGUCCAGAUGGAGUCAGAUAUUCUAAUCGAACGUUCAAUCAAGCUGCUGCGCUUCUAGUUGAAAAUGGGAAGCAAGGGAUCACAUAUCUUUUUAAACGUGGGACUCAUGAGGAAUUUGGAUACACAUCCCUCUGCACUGCUUUGGCAUUUUAUUUCAUCCUCAGCUGCUGGACUGCAGGUUCUGCUGUUGCCAGUGGCCUGGUUAUUCCUAUGCUGUACACAGGAGCUUUGUAUGGCAGAAUAAUUGGUUUGAUUCUUGUUUCCAUUUUUGGUGUUCAAACUAAUGAAUACGGAGCAUGGAUUGAUCCAGGUCUGUUUGCUGCCAUUGGAGCUGCCUCCUUUUUCAGUGGAGUGUCAAGACUAACUAUCUCACUCACCGUUAUAAUGGUAGAGAUCACGAAUGAUGUUCAGUCCUUGCUGCUGAUAAUGCUGGCUGUCAUGGUGGCCAAGAUGGUUGGUGACUUUUUUAACGCGUCUCUGUACAGCUCCCUCCUGAGGCUGAAAUGCAUUCCCUACUUGGAUGUGGAACCUAUUGUUCAUCACAGGAGAAAAUGGUUGAACCUGGAAUUGUUCUCUGCCAGGGAUGUCAUGGAGCCUCACGUCAGAGUCCUUCACCUAAAGGAAAACAUUGCUUCCUUGGCCCAGCUUCUUGCAAGCACAAACCAUGGUGGAUUCCCAGUGGUUUGCAGGCCCAAGCCAGACCAUGCAGAGGUGUUUCAGGGAACUAUUAAAAGGCUAGAGCUGUGCAUGCUGCUGGAAAAUGAGCACAUCUUCGAACCAGAGACAAACUAUGAGUCUUUUUCCUCCUCUCAUCCUCUGUCCUAUGAGAAGAUAACAGUGGAGAAGCUGCCCAAUCUGUCGCGCCUAGCCAUGCUGCUGAAUCGCUACACUACAGAUCCCCGGUAUCAGCAACUCUUCAUCAAUCUGGAGCCAUACAUAAACAAAUCGGCAAUGUCAGUCCAAGCUCAUUUCUCCCUGCAACGCACCUAUAUCAUCUUUCGCACCUUGGGGCUGCGCCACCUCACCGUUGUUGACCCGCAGAACCGAGUGGUUGGGGUGAUCACCAGGAAGGACCUGAUGCCUUUCCCCUUGGAGGAGAGGCUCAGGCUCCAGCUGGCACCACAGAGCCCUGACACGGGGGAGUAGCCCCUGAAUUUAAGGCCGUGGAUGCAUUCUCAGGCUUUGUCACUUCUUUUUGAGCCCAUCUUCUUCUUCGUGAAAAAAAAAAUCUGAGCUUUUCCACUUGAUCCCUUCUGGAGAAGAGACACUUAAAAGCUGUUGUUUCUAGUCAUGUGGGAUUGUAGCCCAGAGCUAUGUCUCUUCAGCUGACAAAAUUUGAUUGCAUGGUGAUUGCAAAAUUCAUUGAUUUAAAUGCUUGUGAAGCAAAAUAGGAAUUCAUGUGUUUAUGGAAGAUGCACAUAAAAUCAGAUGUGAAGGAUGGAGAUCAAGAACUAUUUUGUCACACUGUGUCUGUGCCUCCCCCCCAAAAAAGUCAUGACCCCUAGUAGCAAAGUUACAUUGGCAAAACCUUUGAGCAAGGACUAAAUUUUCAACCUUGGCAUAUCUGCCUGUUAAAAAAGAGAAUGUUUCCAUAUCAGCAUUUUUAUGUUGAAAUUUGUAAGUUUAACUGAAAGGAAAUACUGCCUUGGAAGAGGCAGGUCACUGAAAGUAACAGGGGAUUGGACUUUCUUGUUGGCCUACCUGUAUUAGCAAUCAAAAAGGAGAAUUGAAUGUAAGAGAAAGACACUGGAUGUGAGGCUCCUGCCAAAUUACGAUCACACUUGUCAGUAAGGUAUAAGGAAAACCUGACAUGCCUUUCUGUUGCUUACAUUUCUUUAAUUUCUGUGACUGCUCAAAUAGGCUCUCUUUCUCUCCUUCCACUUGAUAUAAUAACAUUUUUAGUUAAGAUCAUGUGCAAUGAGGUAUGGGAUAAAUUCUAAUAAUGGGGAGGCAACAUGAUAAAUUGUUGGGGUAGUUUUUGAUAGCAGCAUAUUUAGAAACUGGACAAAAAGUAAAUAAGUCAUGAUUUUGUAGUGAUACAAUGUUUGAAAACUUGGAAAGUAUUGGUUGUUAAUAAAUGAAUGUGAACAAUUUUUUGGACAAAGACACUAUUAGAUUUCCUUCU